Entamoeba invadens IP1 is the source of this 1131-nucleotide messenger RNA. RefSeq lists its product as hypothetical. Bases 1 to 1131 code for a protein of 376 amino acids. The transcript has 2 exons. Lineage: Eukaryota; Evosea; Mastigamoebida; Endamoebidae. The record is from RefSeq and is a predicted model, not a curated record.
AUGUCUCAACUAACUGGUUAUCACAUCAUGAUAGUCUCGAAGUACUUCGCAACUAUCAAAGACUUUAUUAACUUGGAGUUUGUUUGCAAGAAGUUUUGUGGUAACAUGGAGAAGUUCCACUUCAACCCAAUUCCUUUAAAUUUCAAAACACUUGGAUUCUUCCCAAACAUCGAGACACUUCAUUUAUGGAAUAAAAAUGAUGAUAAUUUUGGCAAUGGAUUUAUGAUCAACAGAGAAGAAAAUGGAGAUUGUGAAAAUAAAGGUGUUUUGAAGAAAGAGUUCUUUCGAAUUAUUGUGUGGUUCAAUGUUGACUUUAAAACUGUUGACAGAAACAAAAAUCGAAACAUCGACUUUAAAAAUGUCACUUACAUUCAAAAUGAUAGAGAGGAAUUUGGCAAUAAUAUUCCACGAAACAUUAGAUCAAUUGGUAAUCAAUGUUUCUAUGAAUGCAAUAGUUUAAGCAGUGUUAACAUACCAUCAAGUGUUACAUCUAUUGGUGAAUAUUGUUUCAGUGGAUGCAGUAGUUUGACUUAUGUUUCAAUACCAUCAAUUGUGACAUCAAUUGGUGAUGGUUGUUUCUAUGGAUGUCACAGAUUAAGUAGUGUUACAAUACCAUUGAGUGUUGCAUAUAUUGGUAAUGAAUGUUUUUUUGUCUGUAGCAGGUUAAGUAGUGUUAACAUACCAUCGAGUGUAACAUCAAUUGGUGAUUAUUGUUUUUAUGAAUGCAGUAGUUUAAGCAAAAUUACAAUACCAUUUAGUGUAACAUCAAUUGGUGAUGAGUGUUUCAGUGAAUGCAGUAGUUUAACUUAUGUUUACAUACCAUCUAAUGUGAAAUCAAUUGGUGAUGGUUGUUUUUAUGGAUGCAAUAAUUUGAAUAGUAUUACAAUACCAUCUAAUGUGACAUAUGUUGGUGGUUUUUGUUUUGAUGGAUGUAAUAGUUUAAGUAAUGUUACAAUACCAUCAAGUGUGACAUAUAUUAGUGAGAGUUAUUUUAUCAGAUUUUCAAUAACGCGUGAAAAGUAUAAAAAAGAGACCCAUAAAGCCGGCCCCCCUCCCCAACCACCUCCUGGGAACAGAGAUUACUUAAAUGUUAGAUUGUGUAAAAUAGUGAGUAUAUGCCACGUCAUUUGA